Monodelphis domestica (gray short-tailed opossum) is the source of this 3158-nucleotide messenger RNA. It is a transcript of the gene SCARB1, whose product is annotated as scavenger receptor class B member 1. Gene Ontology annotation, cellular component: cytoplasm; caveola. Gene Ontology annotation, molecular function: low-density lipoprotein particle binding; scavenger receptor activity; lipid binding. NCBI's taxonomy places the organism in Eukaryota, Metazoa, Chordata, Mammalia, Didelphimorphia, Didelphidae. Gene Ontology annotation, biological process: plasma lipoprotein particle clearance; cholesterol import; recognition of apoptotic cell. The record is from RefSeq and is a predicted model, not a curated record.
UUAUCACCGAGUGCCGGCUGAGGGCUUAGCCUUGAAGCACAGCACCUAGAGGAUUUGAAUCCCCCUGGGCCUUAAAGGCUGGGCUCUGGGGGUGGGGGGCGCUAUUUGAGUCAUGGCCUCACCCCAUAAAGGCUAUGUGAGACGGCCAGAGAAAAGAGACCCUCAGCGGAGGAUGAGAAAAGGGCGCCCGCUCUUCCGAGAAGCGUGAGCCACACAGAGGUCCGGGCGACGAGGUCAUUAGUUACGUAGGAGGACCCGACUGAAGAGGGACGCUAUCAGGAGCCUUGGACACAUCGGUCCAUGGCCUUGGAACUGCCCCCUCCCCUCCCCAAGGACAGGGUCGGCCGUCAGCGGAUUGAUUCUGGCCAAUGCCAGAGCGGCUCCUGCAGCGCCUAAUUUCAUGCAGGAGCUUCCGGCGGAAGCCACUCUACCCACUUGGCAGCUCUGGGAAAAUUAGCCUCAGAGAGAGUAUACGGGUGUAGAAGGUGGGGCGCUGACCAGUAAAUGGGCCGAAGUUUGGGCGCUCUCUUACCAAGGAUUAUCAGUAAAUAUGGAUGAAACACAGACUACGCGCCGGGCCCUUAAACACUGGGCGUUCAAAGACUAAAAUGAAACAGCCUCACGGAACAGCGAAAACAUUGGUGAGGCGGGCUUUUCCCGUGGGUAGACCUCACGUGGGAAGAAAUGAGCCAGCCAAAUCUACAGUGGAGAAUGUCAGGAUUAACCCCAGCAGCCUGUCCUUCGAAAUGUGGAAGGAGAUCCCCAUUCCCUUUUACUUAUCUGUUCACUUGUUCAACGUCCUCAACCCGGACGAAGUCCUCAAGGGGGAGAAGCCCAGAGUCGAAGAGCGGGGGCCUUACGUGUACAGAGAAUACAGACAGAAACAAAACAUCACUUUCCAUGACAAUGACACGGUGUCCUUCUUGGAGUACCGGACCUUUGAAUUCCAGCCUCACAUGUCCCAUGGCUCAGAAACGGAUUACAUUGUGAUGCCAAACGUUUUGGUCUUGGGGUCCUCGGUGAUGAUGGAGCACAAACCCAUGUCUAUGAAGUUGCUCAUGAGCCUGUCAUUCAGCAUGUUCGGCCAGCGCGCCUUCCUGAACCGCACGGUGGGGGAGAUCAUGUGGGGUUAUUCGGAUCCCCUCAUUGAUCUGCUGAAUAAAUACUUCCCUGGCCUGAUGCCAUUCAAGGAUAAGUUUGGCUUAUUUGCACAGUUAAACAACUCCAAUUCAGGAUUGUUCAAUGUAUUUACGGGGGUCAAAGAUUUCAGCAAAAUCCAUCUGGUGGACAGGUGGAAUGGCAAGACCAAGUUAAACUUCUGGAAUUCAGACCAGUGCAAUAUGAUUAAUGGGACAUCUGGACAGAUGUGGGCCCCUUUCAUGACUCCAGAUUAUAACCUUCAGUUCUACAGCCCAGAGGCUUGCCGGUCUUUGAGUUUUAAAUAUGAAAAAUCAGGAGAGUUCAAAGGCAUUCCUACUUUUCGAUUUGUGGCCCCUGACACCUUAUUUGCCAAUGGGUCUGUCUACCCUCCAAAUGAAGGCUUCUGCCCUUGCCUGGAGUCAGGAAUCCAGAAUAUGAGCGCCUGCCAGUUAAAUGCCCCGAUGUUCCUUUCCCAGCCACAUUUCUUUAAUGCAGACCCGGUGCUGGUUGAAUCUGUCACUGGGCUCCAUCCCAACAAGGAUGAGCACUCCCUGUUCCUCGAGGUGCACCCGGUCACUGGCAUCCCCAUGAACUGCUCUGUCAAGCUGCAGAUAAGCCUGUACAUGAAGUCCAUCCCUGGGAUCGGGCAAACAGGAAAAAUCAAUCCAGUUGUACUCCCUCUCGUUUGGUUUGAAGAGCGAGGGGCGAUGGAAGGCCAGACGCUCAGCGUGUUCUACACCAGACUGGUGUUGAUGCCCAAGUUGAUCCAGUACCUGCAGUACGUCUUAAAUGCCGUGGGCUGUCUCUUCAUCGUCAUCACUCUCAUCUUGGUCAUCAGGAAUCAGAGGACCUCCGGUUCUGAUCUCCACCAGGGGCUGGGCCCCCCCUCAGACCCGCUCCCCAGCUCCCAGACUCCCCUCCUCCAGGAAGACCCCCAGGAUGGACAGACUGCCCGCAGCAAGUCCUGAGCAACCUCCCCUGCCUGGUCGUGGCAGCACGUGGCUGUAACAUCUCCUUCUGUGUACUGCCAUCAACACACGUGUUGACUGUGUGUGUAUGUGAGAGAAUCCAAUAUUUUGUUCUGGACAGAAAGGGUCUCGUCCUUGAGGACUCUCAAAUUGGGCCCCGGGAUGGGAGAUGCCACGGGGCCCAGUCUGGGAACAGGCCGGCAUCCAGCUUUUCCAGGAAUUGGCCGACGUGCCCCUCGGCCUGUCCCUAGCCUGGGCCGUCCAGGAGGCCUUUGGUCUGGGCCCCCUCGGGGCCCCCCUCUGUUUGAGCACUUUUUGCCCCUCCCCCAAAGGGAGCCAGGAUGAAUCACGUACUGCCGACAGCCAAGUGAACACAAGCUGACAUGAGCCUUAUCCCUGCCCAGCAGUCUCUUCUCCCCCACCGAGGCCUGGUUCUGAAACCCAGCACUUCCCCUCCAGCGCGCCCUCGUCACAUUGAGGGGCUCCUUUCAGGGAGCCUCGAGCUGCGGCUUUAUGGCCUGGGCUGAGGCUUGAGCCCCCAGACCCAAGGCAGGCCUCCAGUUACUGAGCCCUCUCAACAGCGAUGGCUGGGCGGAAAGUCCAGGGCCGCCACCCCCUUUGUUGGGUUGCGGCCUCUCCAGGCGCCCCUUUUAGCUUCCCAGGCUCUUUACACAGGCUCGUCUGGUUUUUAAUAUCGUAUCGUUUUCAUCGUUUUUCUAUCUUUUGUGUCUACAAGUGUCUAUUCCAGAGGGAUGUGGUCCCAGGAGAUUCCCCAUCGCACUCUGGGGCACUGGGCAGCCCUCCACUCUGCUUUGUGCUCCCCAGGGAAACGAGGCAGCAUCCGGGAGGAAGAUCUCAGGGCCCCCAGAGCCCCCCGGAGCUUGCAGUGUGAUGCGUCGCCUCCCUCAGGGCGGGGGAAUCAGAAUCUCUGGUCUCCUGGUCAAACGUCUGUCUCCUUUUCAUCGUUUUUCUACUAGAAAGAAAAAUAAAAGAAAUCUUAUCACUUUAAAAGAAGAUAAUUCACUUUAAAAUAAAAACGUAAAAAACAAA